CUUUGAUUUCUUCUACUUCCACCACGCCACUCAAAUCCUUCCUCUAUAUAUAUCCCACUCUCCUCUCUCUCUCUUCCCUCUGCUUCUAUACUAGAGCCCUUCUUUUCUUUAUUUUUUUGUUUUUUGGUUUACGCUCACUCUCUCUAGAGACAUAUCUGAAACCAGUAAUAGUUGUUGCUUGCAGACCUAAGCCUCUGUCGCAGCAGAGCAUUUCUCUUUAGUUAGUUAGUUAACGGUUUCUUUUCUUCUUUUCCCAUUUUGCCCUUCCAUCCAUCCAUCCCAAUGAUUACCGGGAAGGAUCUCUACACCGUUCUAACAGCGGUGGUUCCGCUCUAUGUCGCCAUGAUCUUAGCCUAUGGCUCUGUACGGUGGUGGAAAAUAUUCAGCCCUGACCAGUGUUCCGGUAUCAACCGGUUCGUUGCCAUUUUUGCUGUUCCACUUUUGUCCUUUCACUUCAUCUCAACUAAUAAUCCUUACGAGAUGAAUUUGAGGUUUAUCGCCGCCGAUACUCUUCAGAAGAUUAUAAUGCUAGUGGCCCUUGGUCUCUGGACUAAUCUUACUAAAAAUGGAAGUUUGGAAUGGAUGAUUACUAUUUUCUCAUUGUCAACACUGCCUAAUACUCUUGUCAUGGGCAUCCCUUUGUUAAUCGCUAUGUAUGAUAAGUACGCCGGUAGCCUUAUGGUUCAAGUUGUGGUAUUGCAGUGUAUUAUUUGGUACACGCUUUUGCUGUUCCUUUUUGAGUACAGAGGUGCUAAAAUGUUGAUUAUGGAGCAAUUUCCUGAAACUGCUGCUUCCAUUGUGUCGUUUAAAGUGGAUUCUGAUGUUGUCUCUUUAGAUGGAAGAGAUUUCUUGGAAACUGAUGCUGAAAUUGGUAACGAUGGGAAGUUACAUGUUACUGUAAGGAAGUCUAAUGCUUCCAGGAGAUCUCUAGGCCCUGGUUCUUUUUCUGGAUUGACUCCUCGUCCUUCCAAUCUUACUGGUGCUGAGAUUUAUAGUUUGAGUUCGUCGCGAAAUCCUACUCCAAGAGGGUCGAACUUUAACACCUCUGAUUUCUAUAAUAUGAUGGGUGUGCAAGGAUUUCCUGGCGGUAGGCUAUCGAAUUUCGGUCCGGCUGAUUUGUACUCAGUACAAUCUUCUAGAGGUCCUACUCCUCGUUCAUCCAAUUUUGAAGAAAAUUGUGCUCCAAUGGCUACAAUUUCUUCUCCUAGAUUCGGAUUUUAUCCUGCACAGACUGUGCCUACGUCUUAUCCAGCGCCGAAUCCGGAGUUUUCUUCUACCAAAAACACCAAGAAUCAGCAACAGCAGGAGCAGCAGCAACCACUACAGCAACAACAGCAGCAGCAGAAUCAGAAUAACAAAACAAACCAUGAUGCUAAAGAGCUGCAUAUGUUUGUAUGGAGCUCUAGUGCGUCUCCCGUCUCUGAUGUAUUUGGCGGGAAUGAUUUCGGAGCGGCGCAGCAAUCUGGCCGGUCUGAUCAGGGUGCCAAAGAGAUCAGGAUGUUAGUUGCUGAUCACCCACAGAAUGGGGAAACAAAAGCAAUUGCACAUGCUGGAGAUUUUCCUGGUGAGGACUUUAGUUUUGCUGGUAAAGGUGAUGGAGAAGAUGAUGAGAGAGAAAAAGAUGGACCCACUGGACUUAAUAAACUGGGGUCCAGCUCAACCGCCGAACUCCACCCAAAAGUAGUCGGAGCACCAGAAACCGGUGUCAACAAACAAAUGCCACCGGCUAGUGUGAUGACUCGUCUGAUAUUGAUAAUGGUUUGGCGCAAACUAAUUAGGAACCCAAACACAUACUCCAGUCUUAUUGGCCUGGUUUGGUCUUUAAUUGCUUUUCGUUGGGAUGUGGCUAUGCCUGCAAUAAUAAAGCAGUCAAUCUGUAUACUGUCAGAUGCUGGUCUUGGAAUGGCUAUGUUCAGCUUAGGUCUUUUUAUGGCGUUACAACCGAAGAUAAUUGCAUGUGGGAACUCAGUAGCUGCAUUUGCAAUGGCUGUCCGAUUCCUUACUGGUCCUGCAGUGAUGGCUGCAGCUUCAAUCGCUGUUGGCCUGCGUGGUACCCUCCUCCGCAUCGCUAUUGUUCAGGCUGCACUACCACAAGGAAUUGUUCCAUUUGUGUUUGCUAAAGAGUACAAUGUCCAUCCAGCCAUUCUUAGCACUGCGGUUAUCUUUGGGAUGUUGAUAGCUUUGCCAAUUACUCUUGUCUACUACAUCCUUCUUGGAUUGUGAUGAGCAGGAACGAAGAGGAUUUUGAUUGCUGAUGAUCAUAGUGUGUCACACAUGGCAUAUAGACCUGCAUUGACUGCAGCAGAAAAAAAAAAUUAUAUAUAUAUAUAUAUGUGUGUGUGUUGGUAGUAGAGGAGGAUUAUCCGGCAUAAAAGAAGAAGAUUGCCAAUAGAAAGAAAUUUGCCAAAUGGUUCCAAGAUUCUUGGAGCUAAAAAAAAUGUUUUCUUUUAGAUUAGUUGAAUGCCCUGAUAUAAGGAUCAUGCAGCCAUUAAGAGCCAAGGUUUGUUCGAGUUUCUAUAAUAAGGGUUUUGAAAAGGAGCAAAAGAAUUGAAGGCCAUUUUGCGCAAGGGGAGACAUGAAAGAGGAAAACAGGGCUCAUAUAUAUAAAAAGAAGAGGAGCAUCAUGUAUAUCUCUAUCUUUCAUUCUCUUCAUUUUGAUCAAUUAGUGCAUGUAAAGUCCGAUUUCAAUUCGUCACUUCUGCUGCAAAACGACAGUGAGAAAAAUAUUAAUGAAUUGGAAGAAUGAUAUGAAGAGCGGGAGGGAAAGAAAAACGGGGUUUUCUUUUUUCUCUUUUGGGUACUUUUUUAGUUUUUUUUUGGGGGGGCUGAUAGUGUUUGCUUUUGAAUGUCCGUAGAUCCGGCAAUUAUUUGCGUUUGUCGUCUUUCCUUUGGUUUGUAAUUGAAAUUUAGGAUAUUUAUGAUCAAAACAGGGAAGAUCAUUAGUCAUUAAAUUAUUCAUCAUCUUGUUAAUACAAAGUUAGUGAUGUAAUUUUCUUAAAGAAAAAGACAUGUAAAAUGUUCUGCAUGUCUCUCUCCCCCUAAUAAGUAGUAAUAUCUAACGCUUA
This is a messenger RNA of Ricinus communis (castor bean), 3065 nucleotides long. Its product is annotated as auxin efflux carrier component 3. The coding region runs from base 283 to 2223 and encodes 646 amino acids. Gene Ontology annotation, molecular function: auxin efflux transmembrane transporter activity. Gene Ontology annotation, cellular component: plasma membrane; endoplasmic reticulum. Gene Ontology annotation, biological process: auxin export across the plasma membrane; auxin polar transport. The record is from RefSeq and is a predicted model, not a curated record. The transcript has 6 exons. NCBI's taxonomy places the organism in Eukaryota, Viridiplantae, Streptophyta, Magnoliopsida, Malpighiales, Euphorbiaceae.